Messenger RNA from Lingula anatina, 11895 nucleotides. RefSeq lists its product as uncharacterized. NCBI's taxonomy places the organism in Eukaryota, Metazoa, Brachiopoda, Lingulata, Lingulida, Lingulidae. The record is from RefSeq and is a predicted model, not a curated record. Gene Ontology annotation, molecular function: microtubule binding; kinase binding.
CUGCUUCUUGAAGGUGGUUAGGUUACAAACAAGGUGCUUGUGAAUGGAGGGCUUUCGGCAGUGGUGGUGGAAAAAAGAGCUUAAAUUUGGUGUAUAAGCUCUUUUCAAACCAAAGGAUCCAUCAUUAUCAGUUGACUUAAGGUACCAACUGUCACUGAUCCACCAUGGCUGCAAAACCAAAAAAGAACAUUCCCAGUGGCCAAGAUAUGAGCAGAUCCCUGUCCUCAUCAAUGUCCACAAUGCUGUCCAUUGAAACACUCACUGAACAACUGAAGCAGACCAAGUCCGACUUAGACAGAGAACGAGGAAACGUGAAACAGCUUCAGCAUGAAAAAAUUGCAGAGGUCAAAGCAGCUCGAGAACAAGAACAGCGCAAAGCAUCCAUAGCUCUUGGUGACCUGAAGACGAAACUGCACCAAGAUAAACUGAAGGAAUUUGAUGCACUGAGGCAGACAUUGAUGAAAAAGUAUGAUCAUGAUAUGGAAAAGGCAGUGAAACUUAAAGAAGUUGAAAUUACCAGACUUGAGAUAGAAAAUGCCAGAAUAAAAGCAAUGUCUGCCUCAGAUUCACCCAUUAAAAGCCAAUUUAAAGAUCAGCUGGAUAGCGAGAGGAACAAACUCCUUCAAGAAAUCUCUGAUCUGAAGCAGAGUAAUAAACAAUUAGAAGAAUCACAUGAGACAAUAUCAGAGGCUGAAAGACAGCGUCACAGUGAUCUGAGAAAAACCAAAGAAGACUGUGAAAUAGAAGUUGCCAAAAUCAAAAGGGAUUUACAGCAAGAGAUCAGAAAAUUGGUUGAAGAACUGAAAACCAAAGACAAGUUGAUCUCUGGGUUGGAGAAAGACCUGGGUCUUCAGACUGGUAACUAUGUACGGCUGCAGUUGGAAAGGAAAUCUGAAAACAGCAGUCCAAGAACACUGAGCACACCACAGCCUAUGGACAGGGAUUCUGAGAUGUCCAGUUCACUUGAUGAAGGAGACAAAUUAAGGAGCAAAAUUGGAGACCUUAACAGCAAGAUCCGUAAGCUGGAAUACAAAAAUGCAGAACUUGUCCAAGAAAAAGCUGAACUGCUACGGAGAAUUCAUGAUCUGGACAAAAAAUGGAAGCCGCUACAGGACAGGAACAAGAAAUUCCUGGAGAAAAACAUGGAACUAUCCUCCAUUAACAGGCAACUUGAAGAAAAAAUUAAGGUCCUCACAGAUGACAAUAACAAACUGAAGAGCCAGAUGAAUGUAAACAAGAGGAGGAGCCUGGCAUUGUCUAAGCAGUUACUGGGGAACACUGGGGCUGGGAAAACUGGUGGGAAAAUGGAAGCCUUAGAGAGCCUGCCUGCCCCUAGUGUGGAGCUGGAGGACCUGAGACAACAAUGCUUGGAGCAUACAAAACAGAUCAAUGCCCUCAAGCAAGCAUGUACUGAAAAGGAUCGCAAAAUAGAAAUCAUAAAACAUGCAAGACAGAGAAGCAAUACAUUGCGAGCACAGAACAAGGCCGCUGGGAUAAAGGAGACCUACUAUGGCUAUGAUGAGGACUCGUGUUCUGUGGACUCUGAAUUUUCGGUGGCUUCCAUUCCCCUUGACCCUCAAAUAGAAGAGGAGUUUUGGGAUGACAUUACUCGUGAGGAGUUUGAGAGAAACUACCAACGCCUGAACAAAGAACACAUGGAGCUGGAGAAGGCUUAUGCCUUGCUACAGAAACAGCAGGGCAGUAGCCAUGUGGACCCCCAGAGGGAACACAAAUUAAGGACCCAGCUUGAAAAUGACCUUUUGGCCUCUCAGUCAAAGAUAGAAGACCUGGAAAAGAUAGUUCAAGGCAGAGGAGGGGACAGCAGCUGGGUCCAUGAAAAACAAAAAAUGAAUGAGGCCAGUUUGCUUCUUAUGCAGAAGAUCAAAGAAGCUGAAGCCAGAAACCAACUAUUGAAACAUGAAUUAAACGAAAGCCAAGAACAAAAUGAAGUGCUGGAGUUUAGGAAUUUAGAGCUUGAAGACAAGAUUGAAAAACUUAUUGAAGAACUGAAGCACUCAACACCCUAUCAUCUCCCCCCUGUCAUUACAGAGGCUGGGGUACUUACAGUACAGCAUGAUUCCAUAGGAGUUAUGGAGGUCAAAGUGGAAGAACUAAGAGAAAAAAUAUCUGAUCUAAAAUAUGACCAGGAUGCAGCUCUGACUCCUGAAGAAAAGCUGGUACUUAUCCAGGUACAGGCUUUGUUGGAUGUUACAGAGAAGAAACUGAACAGCAUGACAGCUGCCCAGGGCACCUUAAGAUCAAGAAUAAAGGAGCUUGAACAAGAAAAGGCUGAUUUGCUGUCCGCUGCCACUGGGGUCUCCCCUGACAUUGUACUGGAGUAUGAAGAGGUCAGAAAUAGCCUCAUGGAGGCAGAGAUGAAAAUUCAACAACUGGAGAAAGAGAAUGAGGACCUGAAGCAAGCUGAAGCCUUGUACAAAUACACAGAUGAUUUCAACCAGAAGUCAGAGGCCAGAUAUAAGCAAGAGAUAGAGAGGCUGAAGAAACAGCUGGCUAGCAUGUUAGAGGGGAAGGCAUUUGAAUCUGAGUACCUGCAGGAGAAGGUAGAGCAGCUGAAGGCAGCAGAACAGAGGAAUCAAGAAGCGAAAAGAGAGCUUGAAGUAUUGAAGCAGAACAACUCGGAGCUUCAGGACCAAUUACUCAACAAGCAGGAGGAACAAUCAGAAGCAGAAUGUGAUAAAGACAUGAACCCUAUGACACAAACAUUGCUGCACAAAAUCUCAGAACUUGAAAAUGCAAGGAGAGAGCUCACUGCACAAAAUGAUGAACUCCAGGUGAAGAUAUCUGGAUUCACAGAAAGGUAUCUGCAAUAUGAGCAAAAUGAGCAAGAACUCACUGAGAAAACAAUUGUAUUGGAGGAGGAGCUGGAGGCUGCAAGGGCUCUUCUUUCUGAAGAUGGACCAACAAACCGUGCCAACAACAAUCAGGGAGACAAGACAGAGCAAGACACAGCGCUGUCACCAUCAGAAACCAAAAAAUUGCAACAAGAGCUCAAGAUACUCAGGGAUUAUGCAAACAGCAGAGAACUAGAGCUUCAGGAACUGCACAAAGAAAAUGCAUCACUGAAGUCUCAGUUGGAAGAGAAUGUGAAACUUCUCAGUACCAAAGAAUAUGACUAUGAUGAGGAGGCAGGCAUGGAAGUUGAACAUGAUGAUGACAUAAGCAUACCUCAAGAGCAAACCAAAGACAACCAGGAGAAUUCUAGUCCUACAAUCACCAAAGCACUUGUUCAAGAUGAACAAGAUGGAAAUUCAGGUAAUAAGAAACAUAGUAAUGGAACAGAUAAAGAGGAGGAAGAAGAUGAAAUAAAACUCCUUCAAAAGAAAAUCAGUGACCUCACCAUCACACAGCUGACCUUGAAAGGUCGUAUUCACGACCUUGAGACAUCAGAGGCCAUUCUGCGUGAUACCAUGGAGAAGAUGGAUAGAGAUGAGGUAGAUCUAAGACAGCAGCUCAGGGAGCUCAGAGACAGUGAACACAAAAACAAAGACAAACUGGCAGAAAGGGAGUUGACUGAGCAGGCACUGGAGGAGAAGGUAAAAGUUCUAGAAUUAGCAGAACAGAAUGCUGUUGAAAAGCAGCAGGCCUUGGAAGAGGUAAAUGCACGUCUGCAGGAAAAACUGGCCCAGUUUGAGGAGCUGGAGAAGGAUGUCACACUUGUAGAGACCCUCAGAGAUACCAUCAAGAAGAAGGAGAAAAGUAUCCGAAAGCUACAGGAUCAGAUUGUGGCCCUGGAGGACAAUAAUGAAAUCCUGAAGGAACAACUGGAACAAAUCACCCAGGGAGACACUGACAAGAUACAUGUCCUUGAGGAUAAAGUUCAGGAAUUGCAGGAACUUAAUGACAGAUUAGUCAGUGGGGACACAGAAGCUCUUCAGACAAGGAGUAUGGUAGAUAGUGCACGAGUUAAAGAACUGGAGGCAAGUAUUCAAGAGCUUGAGACAUCUAAGAAGGCACUACAGGAGCAGUUGCACCAAAUCUGUGAAGAGAAAGAUGAUAAGAUUGAGAAGUUGCAUGAGAGAAUCCAUAUGCAUGAAGAAAAUGAAGCCAAGCUGUCAGAGACCCUUAAUGAAAUGGAAUUCAAGGAAAAGAUGAUGGAGAGUAAACUGUCAAUGUCUUUUGGUGGUGGAGACAGCAGCUUUGUUGUUGCACAAGAGCAGAAGUAUGAUAGACUUGAAAGCUUUGAAUCCGAUAUCUCUGGACAAUUUCAUGAUAUGGAAAACCGGAUACAUGAACUUGAGGAAGAAGAGACAAAGUUAAAAGCAAAAAUUGAUGAAUUAGAAAAAGCCCAAGUAAAAUCAGAAGAAGAAUUGAGACAAAAAGAAAAAGAAAUCUCAGAAUUGGGUAGCAAGGCAGAGGAUGUGGAAAGCAGUUUGCAGUCCAAAAUUGAGUCUUUGACCUCUGAGAUAACCAGUUAUGAGCAACAAGUGCAAAUGCUUAAAGUAGAUAUAGCUACUAAUGAAAAAGAACACAAAGCUGAAAUAGAUAAACUGCACUCUACAAUAGAAUCUCUCAAGAGCAGUGCCAAGUUGACUGAAGAUAAAGAGCUUUCUUCCAAAAUUGAAGAAUCUCUCAUUAUGAAAGAGUCUGUCUUAAAACUGGAUCAAGAAAAAGCAGAACUAUCAGAGAUGGUUACUAAGCUUACUUCUGAGACUGAAAGUUCAAGAGCAAAAGUGCAAGAACUAGAAUCCAAAGAGAAAGAUGUACUUCAUCAACUCCUGCAGUUGGCAAAUUUUUUAGGUUUGCCAUAUGACACCUCUGAUAGCACAUGUUCAAAACUAUGUGGUUCAAUCACACAGGAGGUCAUGACAACCAAAGAGAAACUAAGUGCACUAGAGGAAGAGCAUGAAAAGCUCUCAUCAAAACUAGAAGCAGAGCAAGAAAGAAUGAAAGAACUGGAUUUGGUUGCACAAUCCUCUAAACAUGAAGUCCAGUUGGAGGUAACCAAAGUUAAACAGGAAUGUAGUGAUCUGCAAGAAAAGCUACAUUCUUUAGAACAAACAAAUAUUCAACUCAUAAACAAGUCCAAGGAGUUGGAGACAGAGAAAGAAGCUGCAACCUCACAUUACAAUGAACUUCAGAUGGCAGCAAAACUCUGGGAUUCUGAAAAAGAAAAACUUGUACAGGAUUGUAAGAAGGCAAUCCAGAAAGCUGAUCUUGUGGAAUCUGAGAAAGAAAAACUUCAGGUUCAGAUGGAGGAGAUGGAAAAAGAUGCCCAAACACUACGGAAUAAAGAUGACAGGAGGCUGAAGGAGUUGGAAAAUGAAGAGAAAUCUCUCCUUUCUAAGCUUUCUGCAUUCCAAGACAUUGAGAAUGAUCUGGAAGCUUUUAAGACCAUAUCAAAACAACAAACUCAGGAGCUGGAGAACAAGAACAGAGAACUGACAAAAGCAAAGGGAGAUCUGGAAGAAGAAGUAAAGAAUCUAGAGCUCAGGAACUCUGAUCUUCUGCGGUCUAAUUUGGAAUUGAGAAAAAUGACAGCUGAGCUAGAGGAAAGAAUCUUAGGCUUAGAAAGCUUGAGUGAGACACUGAAUAACAAAACAGCUACAGCACUUUCUAAGGCAACACAAAUGCCAGAAAUUGAAGCUCAAGAGACUGAAAUAGUACAACACAGUUUCACUGCAGAAUCACCACAGUCUCCUCAUUUCAAGAAAGUUGAAACUUUGGAAGAUGAAAUCAGACACUUGCAAGUUCAGAACAACCAACUUCAAGAGGAACUAGCUGAAGUUACUGCCAGAUUGGAACAGGAACAACAAAAACCACAAACCCGGGACUCCAGGAUAAAGACAGCAGAUGAAACUGCUAUAGGAGCCCCUGCAAGCCUACAUAAGAAGGUCCACCAACUGGAAGUGGAAACAUCAGCCAAGUCCGUACAAAUAGAAGAACUAGAGCAACAUUUGACUUCCCUGAGGACAGCUGUGGAGCAAGUGAUCUCUGCAGCAGAUGGGCAGAUGAGUCUGGAAGACAUAAAUAAAUUCUCAACACCAGUAAAGGCAGCUCCUUCUAGUGGAGACUAUGAGGCCAGACUGCAGGAUCUGGUAAGAUCAGAAGCAGACUUGAAACAGAGGCUGGCCCAAAUGGAGAAGAAAGAGAAAACAUAUAGUUCCCCUCAUUUCAGAGCCAGUAUACAAGAAAUGGAGGAAGCAGAUUCAGAGUACAGAAGCCAGAUCACUCAGCUGCAGGAGAAAGUUGCAACUAUGGAGGCUGCUGAAGUCAGACUAAAGAGUAAGUUAAAGCAGACCAGGAAAGAAAUACAGCGUGGGUCUGAAGCUGAGGAGAGUGACGACUUGAGCGCAGAAUUCGGCCAGUCACCAUCAAAGAGGUCAAAAACAUCAGAAAACGCAUCUCUCCUUCGCCAGAUCGACCAACUAAAAGAUCAAAUUCAGGAGCAUAGAUCCAAGGAGGAGGCCUUGAAUGAAAAGCUUGCCAGCCUCCAAGAUGGUGAUGGUGCAGUCAUCACAGAGCUGCAGGACAAAGUCUGGGAGUUAGAAGCGGCCAAUAAAAGUCUUAAACGCAAAAUUCAGCUGUUGGAAGACGAUAGAGAACAAAACCCAGCAAACCUGCACCUGAGCUCUGUCACCAUGUUGGAUACACCAGAAGACAUCUUGAAGCAGAGGAUACAAGAGCUGGAGAAGAUGGACAGGCAUCUCAGGCAGCAGGUGAUGGACUUGGAGCAGGACAGAGAAGAGCUUCAUCAGAUUGCCAGAAAAGAUAAAAGUCUCAUCCAUGAUUUGAAUGUCAGAAUCAGAGAGUUGACUCUGUCAGAGAGAAGCCUUCAGCUUCAAGCUUCACGCUAUGAAGACCAGGAGAAUGACCUGUAUGCUCAGAUAGACCGACUAGAGGACAGGAUCUCUGAUUUGGAAGAUCAACUACAAGAUGCCAGACAUGCAGAGAAGAGAUUGGCAACCAGUUUGAAUGAUUCCCAGUUCAGUUUGGAAGAAUUUGAAAACAAGGCAGACAUUCAGGCUGUCAGAAUAGAAGAACUGCAGGAAGCGGAGUUGAAACUGCUGACCAGAUUGCAGGAGAUGGAGAAGGAGAAGAUUGCGUUACAGAAUAGCCGUGACAGGUUGAACAUAGAAUUGGAGGAGAUGACCAACAGAGAGACAUCACUAUCAAAUAAAAUAAGGACACUUGAAAAUGAUAACAUUGUGUUGGAAGGGAAAGUUGUGCAAUUAGAAUAUGCUGACUCUGCAGCACAAGAUCGUAUAAAAGACCUUGAAAGGCGCAACACUGAUUUAGAGAAUAGGAAUGAGACUGCUUUGAUGAAGGUUCACCAACUUGAGGAGACAAAGGCAAAUUUGAAAUUUGAGGUUUCAGACUUGCAAAUUCAACUUCAAGAAUUUCAGCAAGAGGUGGAGAAGGCAGGAGAUGUUGAAAGUUCCUUGAAGAAACAAAUUGUCACUCUGCAGACGACAUCCAGAAACAUGCAGGAUUCUCUCUCUGACACCAGUGCCAGAGAGAUGGAACUGCUGAACAAACUGCAGGAACAUGAACAGCAUGAGGCUGUACUGAAAGAAAAGAUAGUAGCUCUGGAGUCCAGUGAACUGAAGCUGAAAUAUAAGAUCCAGGAAUUAGGUGCUACAGUGUCCACUGCAGAAAAUAGGGUCACCUCUGCUAAGAACUUGGAGGAGGAGAACCAUUUGUUACACAGGCAAAUAGACGACCAGCAGAGGAAAGUGAGAAACUUGGACCAAGAAAUACAGACAUUAAAUGAAAAAUUGGUGGCCUAUGAGAACCCAGGGAAGUCUAAUGGGUUUGUCAGGGUCCUGGCCAAAGAGCUUUCAGAGCUGAGAGCACAGAAAGCCUGGGUGGAGGAGGCAGAGAAGACUGUAACAAGGCUUGAGAAGUCCGAGGCAAGGUUGAAGGAGACUGUACAGCAGCUGAGGGAAGGAAAGGAUGUGUGUGGCCAUGAGGGAGAACUGAAGGACCUCAAGGAUGAAGUGAACAGGUUGAAAGCUUUAGAAAAGGAGACCAGUUCAUUGCACAGAGUUUUGUUAGCUAAUCGCAAGGCUUAUGACAUGCUUCAGGAUAAUUACAGCAAACUGAGAGAAAAUUUUACAAUAUUAUAUCAAGGUGUCAAGUCAGGAGAUGUUAAACUGGAAAAUAUAACAUUACCACCAGACAUCCAAUCACCAGAUAGUAACUUAACUCCAAGAAGUCAAGCCAUCGUGGACUUUGUAGACCAGCUUCCAUUAGAAGACAUCCCGCUGCUGUCUGCAGUGGCUCCAUCUAUGAGCUCUCCAGCAGGACCAGGAGUCAUUGAAGAAAUGGAGUGGAAACAAAUUGAAAAUACAAACAAGUCUUCCACCUCUAAACUGGCUGAGCUUAGCGACCUGUGGGGCCAUAUUGAGAAGACCACAGCAGUGAGCUCUGCACCCAGUGAAAGUGGCCCAGCCCCUGCAGUGCCUUCCAGUAAACCCCCAGUUAUACCAGGGAAAGCAACACAUGCUGAUGGAAGUGUUAUUGAGGAUUCAUUUUAUCUUCCAAGUACUCAGGUCCCAGAGGGAGAUGUUGACAGUGCAGAUGAAGCUCCCAGUUUGGCUGAGGACAUCCCACUGUCAGGACGAGGAACGCCGCCUUUACCCAAGUCCAAACCUCCCUCACCACCCACCUCUGGUGUGACUGGUUCUGUGUCUACACCAGCCACACCACCUAAAGGUUACAGACCACCAGUACCUCCGAAACCUCCCACUCCCUCCUGGCUGAAGCGUAGGUCCCACAUAGACCAGCUGAACCCUGACGUGAUCCUCCUGGAGAGAGUCCAUGCCAAGGAGAUCAAAGACUGGGAGACUAGAGUGGAGGGGUUGGAGAAGAAACUGAAGAACCAAGAGAGUGAACUGAGUCUGUUCAAGGAUAGUUUGCCUGCAUCUGGUGCCAAAGGUGCUAGUGAUCUGGCCAUGUGGAAGGCCAAGUUGAGAGACAGGGAGAGGCAGCUUGAAGUCAAAGAGAAAAUUGUAAAAGACCAGAGGGAUCAGAUUUUGAAACUGGAAAAAGAACUUGCUGAAAAGAGAAGAGAACUGACCUUUGCCCAAGAAGAAAUUUCUCGCCUGGACAGACUUGUUCGGUCAAAGAACCUAGUUGGUCCAGACAGCCCCCUGCCCAGUCUAAACAGGAUGCAGAGGGAGCGGCUAGCAGACACAGGAAGGACAUCAGAGAAGAACAUGCUGGACUGGCUGGAGACAAGCAGGGAGGAACACCAACUCAAGAAAGAGCUGCAGAACAAAGAGCAGGAGCUUUUCUCAAAGAAUAUUGAAAUAGACCAACUGAAUAAGAAACUCAAAGACAAAAAAGAAAAGGUUGAGCGUCUCGAGGCUGAGAUGAAGCAGCACAAGACACCAGAAAAGUCUGGUCUGAAGUCUCGGGAAGCCUCGCCUCCAGAUGGGUCAUUGUCUGCUAAGAUUAGUCCCAGUAGAACGGAAGAAGAUGGGCAGAGUGUAACUGCACAAGCUCAGUUAGAAGCAGAACAAAAAGAACUGAGAAUACGACUCAAUAACACUUUAGAGGAGUUAAGAGAUAAGAAAGAAGAGCUAUCCAAAGCCAACAAUACCAUGACACCUUUGAGAGCCAAAGUUACAAGAUUGGCCAAAAAAUGCAAGCAGAAGGACAACCUUCUGCAUCGAGCUGCUAAAGACAUGAGUAAUUGUGGAAUGCAUGGCCGCCUUGUUUCCAAGAUAGAGCAUGAGCUGGAAACUUCAAGUAAUAGCAGUGACAGACGUUCUUCAGAGAAGUUUUCAAGCUGCAGCUCCAGUCCACCAAAAAAGGCAAAGAAGUCCAACACCAAGAGUGAUAGCCAUGAACACCAGACAACAGAUGACCAGACUGAGAUGGACAGUAUGAUGUGGUCACUGGAUGACCAUUCUGACCACUCAGAAGAAACAUCAGUGGCCACAGCUAGUGACUUUGAUGACCUACCUUACACCACGAGAGUGAAAUCAAAACACGGCCAGUUGAAUAAUGAAAGAAUGAAAAGACAUCCAACAGAACCACGCCAGAAGACAUCAGAGAAAAAGAGAAAAUCGAAACAUAGCAAGCAAAAGCCACAUGGAGGUGAAGACACAGAUUUGUUUAGAGCAAUUUCUGACUACAGACCUGAACUUUUUUCACAAAGCAGGCAUCCAAAUUUGGAAUUACCACUUAAAGAAGGGGAGUUAGUGCAGGUGCUAGGCCCACCAGACCAGGAUGGUUAUUAUGAGACAAGGCUUGGAGGGCGUGUUGGGCUGGUCCCUGCUUCCUAUCUCCAACCAGUCUAUACAGAGAGAACUGUGGAUGACAGCAGGAGAGAGAGGAGCAGGCCAGGGGAACUGGCAUUGCCGUCUCACCUUGACACAAGUCCUGAGCAGAUCCUGGGGAUGCACAGUGCCUUAGAACAAGCCUUCCACCCAGGACCCUACCCCAUUGGCCACGGGUUUGAGACAGGAGACAACAUGGUGGAGCAGCAACUGCCAGUCAACCUGGCUCUGUCACUGAGCCAAAGCUUACAGUUGCCUCCCCCUUCCAUCAUGAACCAAAACAUGUCUCCUUUCAACCAGUUACAACCACAACAACAGCAGACUACCAAUGGGCAGUCAUCUUUGGGGAAUUAUUUGCAAACAGUGCCAUCAAAUGAUUUAGUUUCUCCAAAUGGUGCAAGCCUGAGAAAUGGACUGGGCCCUGUGGAUCAGCAGCAGGCUUACAGUGGUCUUUCUGGUUCAAACUUUCCAUCGAAUUCAAACAACGCUGAUAGAAGAUCUAAUAACUCUUACCACCCAACCACUAGAUCUAGAGUCAGCCAGAGGACUGCAGGUAAUCCUGAUCCUCCCAGUCAGUUCUCUAUGGAACAAAUUCUCAGUGACCUCAGUGUUCUGCUGAGCUGGCAGCCUCCUGAGAUGGAUGAGUUUGGAAGAAACAAUGACUCCAUAGUCAAAGGAUACAAGAUUCUUGUCAAUGGUCGUGAGGCAGAGGUGGUCAGGAGUCCACAUCAGUGCAAGGUGCUUAUAGAGAACCAGAACUUGCGCCGACCAGUGCAGUUCAGCAUACAAACUCUGGCAGAGAAUGGACGCAUGUCUGCCACCACUGAUCUCAUGCUUGGGGAGUUUCCUCGUGCAGCAUCUCGUAAUAGUAUGCCGCCACACUCAGCCACUGAGGAGGAUGGGGACGUGGAUGAUGACGAUGAUGUAGCCUCGUUUGUGUCUAAUGAUGAUCAUUACAGGAAAGGAGAGAGAAGAAUUUUUGUAGCUGUAUAUGACUACAUACCUUCUCGGCAGUCCCCAAACAAAGUCUCUGCAUAUGAAUUGGUCAUUAAGGCAGGGGAUGUUAUUACAACAUUUGGUCUCCAAAGAGCCGAUGGUUUCUUCUUUGCUGAGGUAAAUGGCAGGAGAGGUUUAGUACCUGCAAGCUUCAUUGAGGAAUUUAGCGCAAUUCAAAAAUCAAAUUCUAAUUUGGUCAGCAGGAAAGCUGGUAAAUUGUCCAGUCACAAAAACAGUGAGCAUUCUUCUUCUGAGCAGAGUAACGUGUCUACAGGAAGUAGGUCUAAGGGACAACCAAAGAGGAUGGAGAAAUACAAGGAUACACGGUUGUAGAGUGUAUCCUUGUAUUAAAAAUGAUAUCAGACAAGAGAGGUGCAAAACUGAGACUAUAAAGACUAUGACAAAGCAUCAGGGAGUGAUUUGUCAGUUUCAAUGAGAUGUCUUGUACAUUCAUGGAUCAGUCAUUGAACUUCAUUUUCGCAGUGUUGAUUUAGCAGAAAAUAUGAUAUACAUAUAUACCUUAAUGAGACUACCUAGAUUUUGCUCAAAUUUGCACAAGGUGAAAUGUUCCCAAUGUCAGGUUGACAACACUUAAUGAAAUGAGAUGUGGAUUAUCCAUUCUCAUUUUUUAUAUAAUGGCAGAUCUUAUUUU